This is a messenger RNA of Botrytis sinoallii, 771 nucleotides long. RefSeq lists its product as uncharacterized. The transcript is spliced from 4 exons. The coding region runs from base 1 to 771 and encodes 256 amino acids. Lineage: Eukaryota; Fungi; Ascomycota; Leotiomycetes; Helotiales; Sclerotiniaceae. The record is from RefSeq and is a predicted model, not a curated record.
AUGAGCGCAGAUAUUAGAGGAAGCGCUGCGCGCAGCUCAUCUGCUACUGAUGCAUCGUCCGAUACCAAUGAUCUAGGAACUCUUGCGAGAAGUGGAAUCUCAACAGUCAUUAUUGCUUCGGAAUGGCACUUCAAGCCAGCAGGAGUUAUGGAAGUUGAGAAACGUUUCGCAGAGAAGAGAGAUCGCAUGCGCGCUAAUACUAGGACGGCUAUAUUCAAUGGCUCGAUCAGGAUCAUUAUUUCAAGCUUUUUUCAGAAAGACACCUCCUACCCUUUUAGAAGAGAGAUGAAUCAGAUCACGAAAGCGAUAGUUGUACAAGAAGGUGGUGAUCGAGAUUCCGAUGAUGAACAUGAAGAAGCAGAUGGAUCUUCAGAUGAUACAUUUUAUCCAGAUACUAUCAAGACGUAUAGUUAUCGCGACAUCUGGAUCUAUCAUGGAGAAGAGUUAAUUGACGAGUUCUUGAAGCUAGCCAUAGUCCUGGAGUUGCAGACAAUAACAGACAGCAAGAUUGUGAAGUCACCUAGCCAAUCGAAGGUUUAUAUUGGUUCAGACAAGCGUGGCAGUGUUGAUGUAGUUGUCAAUAAACUCAACAAUAUCGCGAAGUAUAGUUCGACAUAUGCCUCGCAGUAUCAUAUUUUCUAUACAGAAGAAGUAGAACCGUGCAAGUUUAUCAUCAAAGCGUUUUCAGAGAUCAAGAAGAAAUACCUUGAAACUACUCUUUUUGAACAAGAGCAUCCUCCCGGAUUUCUAUUGACAAAAAUUUACAGUUAG